AUGCUGAACGUCCGGCUUUUUUUCCGGUACAUCGUGCUGGUUGCCGUAGUUCUUCUGACGCUGGGUGCCUUCUACUGGAAACACGAAGUCUCUACGUUAUCCGCGGACUGGUACGAUCACAUUGAGGAACUUGUUCGCAAACCUUGGCCCUCAUCCAAUUCGACGAAUCCGACGAAGCCGACGAAACAGCUAUCAUGGAUAUCCAAAGGACCGGGUGCACAGGACAAAGCAGUCAUUGUGCCCAAGAUCCACGGUGAAGACGUCAGCUGGGUGUCGGAUCAGCUCCAAGACUGGCAACAUGCCAUUUAUUAUAUGGACGAGGAAGACGAGGGAACGUUGCAUCCCCCGGAGAACAAAGGCCAUGAGGCCAUGGCAUAUCUCACCUUCUUGAUCGACCACUAUGAAAACCUUCCAUCGUCAAUGGUUUUUGUUCAUGCACAUCUCGACGGCUAUCCGCGAGCUUGGCAUACUGACAGCCAAGGAUAUAAUCAGGUCCGUUCCAUCCGCUCAUUGAGACUCGAGUACGUCCAGGAGCAUGGGUAUGCGAAUAUGCGCUGUAUCUCCGACCCGGGCUGUCCGGCCGAGAUUCAAAUCAACCGCGACGAUGAUGAACGAACAGCGGAGCGGGCAUUUGUUGGAGCAUGGACCUAUAUGUUCCAAAGCAAUGUAUCCGACGUUCCAGAGACAAUUGCACAGCCGUGUUGCGCACAAUUUGCGGUGUCGAAGGCUCAAGUCCUCAAACGGAGUAGGGAAGAUUACCUUCGAUAUCGACAAUGGCUGCUGGACACAGAGCUUGAUGAUGACACGAGUGGACGUGUUUUCGAAUAUCUGUGGCACGUCAUCUUUGGGAAAGACCCGGUUUAUUGUCCACCGUUGAAUGAGUGUCACUCUCCUUGGAGACCUCUACGAUACCCGGACUCGAUCCGCCUUCUUCAGUUUCCCAAUAAAUGCGACGCCGGUACGCUUGUAUCACCAGGUCACUUCAACCUGAUCACCACCCGACUUUCAAGUCCCGCGAGACCUCAAUACCAGGCACUGUCAUAUUCUUGGGGCCAGGACAUGACGACACAUACAACCAAAAUCAAUGGCGUCGAUGUGAGUGUCCGCCAGAAUCUGUGGGACUUUUUUCGCCAAGCGAUGUUUGGUGGCGUCGGCAGUCUAGAAGUCUGGGGACAAUCCAUAUGGAUCGACGCUCUUUGUAUUGCGCAAACAGACCUGGACGAGAAAGCCCACCAAGUGUUGCAAAUGGGAGAGAUCUUUGGGACUGCAAAAUUCGUCAUCGUGUGGCUGGGGACCUGA
Molecule: messenger RNA, 1299 nt
Organism: Exophiala viscosa
Lineage: Eukaryota; Fungi; Ascomycota; Eurotiomycetes; Chaetothyriales; Herpotrichiellaceae
Exons: 4
Coding region: 1-1299 (432 amino acids)
Source: RefSeq, a predicted model, not a curated record